AUCAACCAUUAAAAAAGUAACUGUUUGACACAAAGCGAUUACGAACGCGUGUGAAAAUAUUCUCAUUAUUUAGUGGAAGUGUUUUAGAUGUAAACACCUAAACAGCUGGGAACGGUAAAAUAAUUUGAACUAAAAAAUAUAUACCCACAUACAAAUAUAUAAUGUGCAAAGAUAAAUCAAAUGUCAGCACAACUAGCGUACACGAUACUGAAAUUUAUUCUUCGGAAGUAUCGUUAGAUAUACCACCAGAUGCCCUGUACACAAGCUCCAGUAACUGUAUUAUCGAGGAAGUGGAUACGAACAAUGAACGAGACUGCUGUCAAACCACCACUAUUUGGCUGAAGAACACCGCUUCGAAUAUAUUUCGCAAAAAGACACUCUACAAACGUUUACCUAUUUUAGCGUGGUUGCCUAAAUAUAACCAAAAAGAUUUAAUUGGUGAUUUGGUGGCCGGCAUAACUAUUGGUUUGACUGUGAUACCUCAGGGCCUGGCUUUUGCUGGCAUAACGGGCCUGGAUUUGCAAUAUGGACUGUACAGCUGCUUCUUGGGCUGCUUUAUCUACGUUAUUUUCGGAACCAGCAAAGAUGUUCCUUUUGGACCUACUGCCAUUGCCGCAUUGCUGACGUUUCAAAUAGCUCGUGGCAGUUUGGAAAAAACAAUUCUACUCACCUUUCUUACUGGCCUCAUUGAAGUUCUGAUGGGUAUAUUUCAGUUAGGUUUCCUCAUCGACUUCGUAUCUGGACCGGUCAGUGCAGGCUUCACCAGCGCCGCGUCAUUAAUCAUUUUUACCUCACAACUUAAGGAUAUGUUGGUUGUAGAUACAACUGGUGAGACGCUAGUACACAUGUGGAUCUCCAUAAUUAAGGAUUUUCAUAAUAUCAGCUGGAAUGAUGCCGCUUUGGGUAUAAGUUCGGUUAUUAUAUUACUCUCUAUGCGUUCGAUGACCUUUGUCACUAUCGGCCCGAAGGAGGGCAAAGCAUGUUGGCAGCGUGUAUUGCAGCAGAUCAUCUGGUUGAUUGGCACUUCACGUAAUGCAGUUCUUGUGAUGUUGGUCGGUCUAUUAGGUUAUGAUUUGCUCCAUUCCGGCAUCGAUAUCUUUCGUAUGGUCGGUUAUGUGCCACAGGGAUUACCCGAGCUGAAGAUGCCAGCAUUUUUUAUAGAUACCUUCACUAAUACCACCAGCGGCGAGCUUGUGCAAACGCAUGAAAAUUUCAUUGAUAUGGUAAGCAGCUUGGGUGCUGGUCUAAUUGUGAUACCGCUAGUUUCGCUGCUGGAAACCACAGCACUGAUACAAACUUUUGCCGAUGGCAAGCCUUGUGAUGCUAAUCAAGAACUCAUCGCCAUUGGCCUUUGUAAUGUCGGCACUUCCUUUGCGCAGGGCUUUCGUGGCAAUGGCCCUUUGGCUCGAGGUGCUGUCUUGAAUGCCAGCGGUGUUAGAACUCAGAUGUCAAAUUUGUAUGCGGGAAUUCUUGUGAUGUUCGCUUUACUUUAUCUAACUCCUGCCUUCUACUAUGUUCCGAAAGCUGCUUUGGCUGCAAUUAUUGUUUCCGCGACGAUCUUUAUGCUACAAUAUCGCGUAAUCAAGCCGAUGUGGCGUAGUAAAAAAACUGAUCUCAUUCCUGGCCUUGGAGCCUUCAUAGCUUGUAUUGUAUUACCCAUACAGGUUGGCAUAUUGGUUGGCAUUGGCAUCAAUAUCGUUUUCAUAUUGUACAGUGCAGCGAGACCAAAACUGCGUAUCGAAAAUUUAUGUACCUCAACUGGCAUUAGAUACCUCAUGCUCACCCCCGAUCGAUGUCUGAUCUUUCCCUCUGUAGAGUUUGUGCGCAAUGUGAUCAACAAGCAAGGGCGCAAAUCGACGGUACCCGUAGUCAUUGAUUGCACCUACAUUUAUGGUGCUGAUUUCACCGCCGCCAAGGUGGUUUCGAUGUUAAUUAAAGAUUUCGAGACGCGUAACCAGAAACUCUACUUUUACAAUCUGCAACGUCGAGUCGCACAGGUUUUCGAAGACCUCAAUAAGGGACUGAUCGUUAUAUACGAUGUCGAUCACUUGGAACGUGAAUUGUCUGGCAAAGAUGAAAAUUCCAAGCUGUGAAUUAUUGGCAAUCAAGCUAUAAUUGUAAAUUGCGGGUCUGAAUACUGCUGUUGCAAUAGACCGAUGUUCACUCGAGCGAAAACGAAGGUGUCAUCAUAAUGAAGAGGAGGUGUGAAGUGG
Molecule: messenger RNA, 2213 nt
Organism: Rhagoletis pomonella (apple maggot)
Lineage: Eukaryota; Metazoa; Arthropoda; Insecta; Diptera; Tephritidae
Product: sodium-independent sulfate anion transporter-like
Exons: 5
Coding region: 162-2093 (643 amino acids)
Biological process (GO): transmembrane transport
Cellular component (GO): membrane
Molecular function (GO): sulfate transmembrane transporter activity
Source: RefSeq, a predicted model, not a curated record